CCGAAGUAAUGAAGUACUCCGUUUAUAAGUAGAGGUCUACCGUAUUGAAACUUCACCAUCAUUGGUAAAGCUAGGAAGUACAGCCAGGUGCGAGAAGCUUUAGCUUUUUCUUCAAAUCUCCUGAUUCCCUUCUAUUUGCCUUAUUUCGGAAGCUGCUUUACGUUCAUGGAGAAUAACAAAGCAACUGGUCGUCGUUUUAGUGUUUUAAUGCUGCCAUGGCUGGCUCAUGGCCAUGUCGUCCCCUACCUAGAACUUGCCAAAGAACUCCAAGGAUGCAACUUUAACAUCCAUUUCUGCUCCACCCCAGUAAUUCUCUCUUUCGUUGAAUCCGCAUACUCUUCAAUCCUUUCUCAAAUCCACCUCGUCCCCAUCUCUAUCCCCACCGCCGGCUUCCCGGAGCUUCCUCCCGGCCGCCACUCCACCAAAGAUCUCCCCCGGGAGCACAUUUUCACCCUCGCCAAGGCAUUCAGGCUCUCCGCCCCGAUCUUCUCCGACAUCUUCGACCAAAUCAAACCCGACUUGCUGAUCUACGAUGUCUUCGAUUCGUGGGCGGCGGGGGUCGCGGCGUCCCGGGGCAUCCCCGCCGUCUGUUUCUGCAUCACCGGCGCCGCCUCUGUUUCCUUCGCCGACCACCUGUUUGAGCACCACUCGACGGCCGGGUAUCCUUUUCCGGGACUUUAUUUGCGUCCCCACGAGCUCAAGAAUCUGAGGGAAAACAUAGGAACCAUCGAUGAAGCAGACAAGCUCGAACUCAUAAAGCCCUUGGUGGCUUCCGACCGCCUCGUUUUGAUGAAUACCAGCAAAGAAAUCGAUGGGAAGUAUAUAGAUUACCUCUCCUCCGUUCUGGGUAAAACCGUCGUGCCGACGGGCCCACUCAUCCGCAUUCCGGGGAAAAACGGCGCGGCGGCGGAAGGUGAGAAACAGGGGGACGCGGAGAUCCUGCGGUGGUUGGACGGAAAGCCAAAAAAUUCAACUUUAUACAUUUCAUUCGGGAGCGAGUACUACUUAAGCACGGAGGAGAUUCAAGAAUUGGCGAAGGGAUUGGAGCUUAGCGACGCAAAUUUCAUAUGGGUUCUCAGGUUUCCGGCGGGGAAAGAGAUCGGAGUUGAGGAGGCUCUGCCGGCGGGUUUCCUGAACAGAGUAAACGGUCGGGGGGUAAUUGUGGAAAAGUGGGCCCCACAGAUCAAGAUUCUUGGCCAUCCCAGUGUGGGCGGAUUCGUGAUGCAGUGUGGGGGUAAAUUAUACCGUACAGCCGGCUGUACGGUGAGCACCGUACGGCCGGACAUUUUUGUAAUCAAAUCGUAUCACAGCAACUCACUGGCGAAGGACGGCAGUUAAUAAUUCGCUGAAAUCUCGUUUCUUCCAAUUUGAAGUUCGAUUGCUCCCUUUCCCUUCACGUGCCGGAAGUAGCUGAACAAAUGAAGGGAAAUUAAAGGCAGCCGCCGAUAAUCCAAUAUAGUGGUGUCCAACUUUCUCAGCCAUCUCACGAAAAAACCUCAAGCAAUUACAUCACAAUCAUGAAGCUAACCAUCAAAAUUUCUACUUAGCUUCUACAGACUUAUCUCCAAAUAAUUGAAGCUCUAUCUAAUUUAAUUCAAAAUAAGAGCUAGACUCAUUGAGUUUAGCGUUUUUGUUGCAGGAGUCAUUGGGGACGACACUUAUUGAUCAUCAGUUGUUUAUGAAUAUAGAACAUAUUACAAAUGAGUUUUAUUUUAAACUCAAAUGAGUAUAACGCCUAAACUGAAUGAAUAUAUACAAAUGAGUUUUUGGUUUUCCCGAUACUCAUUUUGUAAGUUGUAUAUGCUCAUUUGGUACAGAUGUUCUGCUCAUUAUAUUUUAACAUAAGACUUGAUUAUAUAUGCAGGAGCUCAGAUAAUGAUGCUCAACCACAUGAUUCUAAUACUCAAUAGAGGAGAUUUGAUACUCAAUUUAAAUGUAUUUAUGGUCAACUAAAAAAACUUACGAGUUUCAUAUCAAUAAUCAUUUUAUAUAUUA
Messenger RNA from Cuscuta epithymum, 1995 nucleotides. NCBI's taxonomy places the organism in Eukaryota, Viridiplantae, Streptophyta, Magnoliopsida, Solanales, Convolvulaceae. The record is from the annotation of a GenBank genome assembly.